GCCAUUUUAAGAUGACAUCUCCGACGGCAAGAACUGAAGACAAAAUGUCUAGAGAAGUGCAACCUCACAAGAUAUGGCAAUGGGGUUCUAUUAUGACACCAAGGAGAAGAUCCUGCAUGGUGAGGUCACUUACGGAACGUACCAAAUACAAUGGUCCAGGAGAAUGUCAUAAGAACAAUAGUUGGGCAUGGAGUUUGCAACACAUCACCCAAAGCAAAAGAGGGUGGAUCCCAUACGUACUAAAGUGUCUAUGCUUCGCGUAUAUCACAUCUGUGACGUUAUUCCUCGUAUCCUCCAAUCUUCAAUCGACGACAAAAUGCGAUUCACCUGGGAGUUUGGAUGAUGAGAUAUUUACGAACGGUAGCUUUGAGGAAACGACUAAACAAGAGAGAGGAAUUUAUCGCGCAGGACCAGGUGAUGGGAUCAACGAACCUCCUUUGACGGACACGCCUACUGGAAAGUACAGCAGAGCAGCUGUUGCUUCUGACCACCACAUCUGCUCAACCAUCGGAACAAACAUUUUAAAACAAGAUGGUGGCUCUUCAGUUGACGCGGCGAUUGCGACGUCACUUUGUCUUGGGGUAGUCAAUCCACAGAGCACGGGGAUAGGGGGUGGGGCUGUAGUGGCAAUUUACGACAGUAAACGGAAAAAGGCAUUUUCUUUGUCGUGUAGACCAGAGACGCCUUCUACAGCUUACUACACAUUAUUUAAAAAGUACCAAACUCCUGAGGGUGGGUGCAGAAUAAGGAUUCCGAGUAGCGCAAGUGACACUGGUAUAAACAUUGGGGUUCCCGGACAAAUCGCCUGCUAUAAGGCAAUGCAUGAUCGCUAUGGAAAGUUACCAUGGAAACAAUUGUUUCCCGCAACCAUCAAAUUAUGCAAAGAUGGCUUCAAAAUCGAAUGGGCUUUGGCAGCAAGUAUACGAGACAAGCGUAUAUCAAUUUUAAACCGACCAGGGUUGCGAAAACUUUACACGGAUCCAAUUACUGGUGAACUGAAGAAAGAAGGAGAUAUCCUUUACAUGCCUGGACUUGCCAAAACUCUCCAAAUCAUUGCUGAACGUGGUCCCGAUGCUUUCUAUCGAGGGGAACUAGCUAAAACUAUUGAAGAUGAAAUCAAAAUGGUUGGUGGCGUAUUAACCGUGGACGAUCUCAAGAGAUACAAAGUCGAAAUGCUGCCAGCUUUGCAGACGACCUUGAGAAAUGGCGGACAUACAGUGUUUGGAGCACGUCCGCCUUCGGGGAACCUCGGGGUUAUGCAUAUUCUUAAAAUACUAGACGGAUAUGGGUUCACUGCAGAAGACUUAACAACUACUGACCGCACUGUUCUGAUGCUACACAGAAUCAUAGAAGCCUUCAAAUUUACAUUAUCACGUGUUAAACAUCUUGGCGAUCAUAGAUUUGAAAACAUAGAUGAGGUGGUGCAAGAUCUUCUCUCUGACAAAUAUGCAGAUUUAGUCAGAUCUAAAAUAUCUGACGUUGGUGUACACUCGAAAGAAUUCUACGGCGAAACUCUCCCUGGUGUCGAGUCUCUGGGGACAACCCAUGUGUCGGUUUAUGGUGAUGAUGGUAUAGCGGUGGCCAUAACAGAGACCAUUACCCCAGUUUUUGGCUCCAAGGUAUUAGGAGAAAAAACAGGAAUUCUUUACAAUGGUGUCAUGGUUGACUUUUCACUUCCUGGGGCAAGAGGAAGUACAGGUGACCUUUGUAAUCCGGCUCUAGCCUUGUCUCCAGGGAAACGCCCUAUGACGAUGAUGAGUCCAACAAUAAUUGUUGACAGUGAUGGCGUUGUUAGUCGCGUGAUUGGUGCGUCAGGGGGAGGAAAGCUAACAUCUGCUGUCAUUAGCACUGUCGUAAGGAACAUUUGGCUUGGUCAGUCAAUACAAAAAGCUGUAGAAUAUCCUCGAGUUAUUGUUGUAAAUCGGGAGAAAAGUAUCAUCAUAGAAAAAACACUUCCUAAGAAAUACAUUGAUGGUCUAAUUAAGAAGGGGCAUACUAUAACGAUACAGGAUACUGCAUCAGGGGCAUGUCAAGCUAUACAUAACACCAAGAAUGGAACGCACCCGAUUCACGCAUACUCGGACUUCAGGAAAGAUGGACUGACAGGUGGCUUUUAGUUAAUCGUGCAUGCGCUGGACAUUUCGAUCAAUACACGCAUUCUCGGACUUUGGGAAAGAUUGACUGAUGAGCUCUGAUGUGUGGCUAUUAGUUAAUUGCGCAUGCGCUGAACAUUACACCAAAUACGCGCAUACUAUCCUAUCAGACUUCAGGAAAGUUAGACUGAAAGAUAGCUAUAAGUUAAUUGCGCAUGUGCUGAACAUUUCAACCAAUACACGCAUACUCAGACUUCGGGAAAAAUGGACUGGUGUGUGGCUACUAUUUAAUUGCGCAUGCGCUGAACAUUACACCAUAUUCGAGACGAACUGACAUAUUGCUAUACGUUAAAUGCGCAUGCGCUGAACAUUUCAACCAAAUAUGUACGCAACUCAGAAGGUUUUACUCCAUACGGAGCCUCACUGUCAUUGUGUAGGGUGGGCCAAAAAAGUUAUCUUAACAAAUGUUUAUAACUCAGUCAUCCACCAUGGGUUUAAAAUCAUAUUUAGCGGAAUUGAACCUUGUUCAAAGUCUCUUCAUUCCCUUGUUUAGUUUCAUUGGUCUAUCUAAAAUGACCAUAAUAUUAUUAUGGUUAUUUUACAAAUCAUCCUCAAAAUGCCGUUCUCAUCUCUGGAGGGUAAUUUGAAC
This is a messenger RNA of Owenia fusiformis, 2742 nucleotides long. NCBI's taxonomy places the organism in Eukaryota, Metazoa, Annelida, Polychaeta, Sabellida, Oweniidae. The record is from the annotation of a GenBank genome assembly.